Molecule: messenger RNA, 581 nt
Organism: Ixodes scapularis (black-legged tick)
Lineage: Eukaryota; Metazoa; Arthropoda; Arachnida; Ixodida; Ixodidae
Gene: mRpS16
Product: probable 28S ribosomal protein S16, mitochondrial
Exons: 2
Coding region: 123-485 (120 amino acids)
Biological process (GO): mitochondrial translation
Cellular component (GO): ribosome; mitochondrial small ribosomal subunit
Molecular function (GO): structural constituent of ribosome
Source: RefSeq, a predicted model, not a curated record
CAUUUAUACAUAAAACAAUAUGGUGGCGCCCAGUGAGGUGUGCGAGUAACGUGCGGGGUGAGGGCUCUUUCGAAUUCGUGUUCUCGGCUAUCGUGAAGGAGGAUAUUUACAGGUCUUGCAGCAUGCCGCCAGGCAUCCGCAUCCAGCUGAUGCUGAAGGGUUGCGCCAACCGGCCCGUCUACCACAUUGUGGCGGCGUACCGGAGUCGGCGUCCCCACGAGGAGGCUCUGGAGCAGAUCGGCUCGUUCGACCCCAUGCCCAAUGAGCGCAACGAGAAGCUGGUGGCCAUCAACUUCGACCGGCUCAAGUACUGGUUCGGCCAGGGAGCCAGGCCAAGCAGGGGCAUGGGCUGCCUCCUGGGCCUUGCGGGCUACACUCGCGUGCACCCCCUAACGUACAUGAGGGCGUGGCGAGCGCGGCAGGCUAAGCUCAACGAGCAGAAGAAGGAAGAGGCGGCGGAGGGGAAGGAGGCUGCUGGCAGCUGAGGGCGGCAUAUCUGCAUGUCUUGUAAAUGUUAAAGGUUUCUGAUGUACGCAUAGAUAUAGCUUGGUUCGUGUAUAAAGGAUUCUUUCGCCAAGGAA